Solanum tuberosum (potato) is the source of this 414-nucleotide messenger RNA. Its product is annotated as two-component response regulator ARR22-like. Gene Ontology annotation, biological process: phosphorelay signal transduction system. NCBI's taxonomy places the organism in Eukaryota, Viridiplantae, Streptophyta, Magnoliopsida, Solanales, Solanaceae. The transcript has 2 exons. Bases 1 to 414 code for a protein of 137 amino acids. The record is from RefSeq and is a predicted model, not a curated record.
AUGUCAUCAUUCCAAUCGUCUUCUUCACUGAACACGAAAGUGGUGAAAAAACUUACAGCUCUUAUAAUAGAUGAUGACAUUGUAGUUCGAAUGGUCCCCAAAGAACUUCUAAGAAAAUUUGGUGUGGAAACUCAUGAGGCAAAAAAUGAUCAAGAAGCGGUUCAUGCUCAUCACAAUUGUGCAUGCUUUGAUAUGAUUAUGAUGGACUUGGAUAUGCCAGUAAUGAACAGUCGUCAAGCAACUAAGGAACUUCGAGAUAUGCAUGUUGAUAGCUUGAUUGUGGAAAUGACUUCUCGCAAAAAAGAAGAAGAGGAGAAAUCAUUCAUGGAUGUUGGCCUUGAUUAUUAUUAUCAGAAGCCGCUUACUAUUGAUGUCGUUCGCGAUCUUGUUGAGAAAAUUAAGGAAAAUGCUUAA